Messenger RNA from Polyodon spathula (Mississippi paddlefish), 1323 nucleotides. Its product is annotated as vesicular, overexpressed in cancer, prosurvival protein 1-like. The coding region runs from base 465 to 974 and encodes 169 amino acids. NCBI's taxonomy places the organism in Eukaryota, Metazoa, Chordata, Actinopteri, Acipenseriformes, Polyodontidae. The record is from RefSeq and is a predicted model, not a curated record. The transcript is spliced from 5 exons. Gene Ontology annotation, cellular component: cytoplasmic vesicle membrane.
ACUGGAAAGAUAACGGGAGGAGGUGCCUGACUACUGAAUUCAACUCAGACUUGCUCCCUGAACUGUCGUUACCUGCCUCGGCUCUGACUGCUGUUUUCCAUUUUUGGAGAUUAUUUCUUGACAAAGGGGCGUCGACUUGUAAAUAACACAGCUUUCUUUCUUUGUGUUUAGGACCCAUGAUUUUAUAUUUUCAAAGCAAGGGGGGGAAUGAUCUGAUCACCACCUUGAAAUGGUAUGUGCUUCCAACAAUUACCCAAUAAACAGAACGUUGACGGGAAUCAAGGAAGAGUCUCACAGCAUCCCCAGCGUGAAAGAUGACAUGCUCGUACAUCUAAAGGAACCACAUCUUUUUAAACAUUCUUUAUAGUGUAUUUUUUACGAAAUGAAAGUGAGACUAUUUUAAGUUUUGCAUUUUUUUCUUUCUGUUUUUUUGUAACCGGAGUUGUUAAUUUGAAGAGGAGAAAAUGAAGAUUCGACAGUCUGACUUGAUCUUCAUUAUUUCUAUAUUUCUAUCGGGCAUAGAAGCCAAAAAGUACUGCUGGUAUUUCGAGGGGGGAUAUCCUACAUAUUUUAUAUGCCGUUCCUUUGAGGAAUGUUGUGGUACACGGUGCUGUGUAAGAGCCCUCCCCAUCGAGCGAUUAUGGUACUUCUGGUUGCUGCUCAUGAUGGGGGUGCUGUUCUGCUGUGGGGCUGGCUUCUUCAUUCGGAGGCGGAUAUACCUGUCUCAUCUAACAGAUGAGCCUUCAUUAAAUAUGUCCUUCACCAUACAGCCUAUGAACACCAUGUCGGGUUCCCAGCAGCCAGGCAUGCAGCACUAUGGUAACCUUGGAGGACCUGUGGUGAAUCCCAUUACUCCGACCUUCCAGGUGCAGCCCAGUUCCCCACAUCUCAAUGCGUCCUACCCACCCCCUCCAUCCUACUGCAACCAGCCGCCUCCUCCGUACGAGCAAGUGGUCAAAUCUUCAGCGAAAUAAGGAGCCAAUAACUUAUAUGCUGGCUUUUUUCUGAGGUACAAAGGUGGAUGUUUCUGCCUUCUUUCAUUUUCAAUGGUUAUAUAUUUCAAAGAUGCAGCCUGCUUUCAUUCAGGGAGGAGGAAACAAUCAAGUCAUUGUCUGAGAAGAAGAAAAGACAUCCAUUUGUAUUGAUUAAUGUUAGGCUGCUGAGCAUCCUUGGAGAAGUGAUGGAAUAACAUCACACAAGCGGGCCCAAUUUACUGUUAUACUUCUCAUGUUUUCAAAGUUUGAACCUCUCUACUGCUGUGAAAGCUGCACUCUUUUUUAUUUUAAGGUUCUUUCUUUUAAUUUUAUUAAAACAACAACUGUA